AUGGGUGCCAUCCGAAAUAGUCAGGAGAUUAUCAGAGUCAUAGGCGAAGGGCCGAUUCGGGAGUUUAUUGUCUUGAUGCCUGAGGGCAGUGGCGAGAAUGGGGGCAAGACGACAGCGGCAACGACUCCGACCGAAGCUGGCUCGCCGUAUGGAACAGGGAGUGAUUCUGUCGAAGACCCCAAGGACGGCCGAAAGGCUAUUCCCCAGAUUUCGGUAGUGGAACUAAAAGAUGCCCUGAAACAGAAAGGGCCGACUCUUCGAGAACGCAUCUUCGGCAACCACAUUCAACCACGUCACUCUAUGAAGGAAACUAAGAAGAGCCCCGACAAAAACAAAGCCCAGAAGGCUCAUCAGCCAUGCCGUACCUCCCAGCCGGAGCCUAUCGCUCGAGACGGCCAUUUCGACGAGGAUUUAGAGGCCCAGACGGGCUCCGACACCCGCGAAGUUCUCAAAGAAUCGAAUUCCAAGGCAACUCAGGAAGAGAGCCUAUCGGUAGUCACUAUUCGAAACACGAACGCCGAUGCACCAAACCUCACCCUCAAUGUUCAUAAUUAA
Messenger RNA from Fusarium vanettenii 77-13-4, 555 nucleotides. RefSeq lists its product as uncharacterized. The record is from RefSeq and is a predicted model, not a curated record. The transcript is spliced from 3 exons. Lineage: Eukaryota; Fungi; Ascomycota; Sordariomycetes; Hypocreales; Nectriaceae. The coding region runs from base 1 to 555 and encodes 184 amino acids.